CCCUUCGCCGGCUAAAACCUCUCUUCCACCUCAACAAUUCCCACUUUUCAUGAUCGGAGAAACUUGUCACACAGAUUUUCAGAUUUGGGAUUUAAAAUGAAUUUCAUUACCUUACGUUCACUCCAAACUCUGUAUCGCACACCAAAGAUUCGUCCAUUUACUUCUCCGAUUGGAAGUUCAGCAAACUAUUCAUGUGGCAUUACAAAUGUUAGUCAAUUGGGUAUUCAGAAAACUUCUUCUUUCCUCAGUAACAGUCACUCUGCUUUUUCACUGGCUCGGGGACAUAAAAUGAUCGUAUGUUCUGCCGUGGCUGCCGAGUUUUCAGUAUUCUCGCAUGGCAUUGGCGUUAGGUUGGUGACAACGCAAGCAAAAGCCCCUCCACAAGCACGUCAAAAGGUUGCCCUCAAAGUUUCCAUGUUAAGUCCUGGAUUCAUCUAUGAACCUUAUUCACCUCGUCAGCAAAUCCCAUUUUGGCAAAGAUGGUUCACAAGAAGUGGUUGGAAAAGAACAAAAGAUGAUAUCAUCUUAGAGCUAAAAAGUGCUUAUGCAAUAGCAAAAUUAAGAAAGAAGGGGUACUCAAAGAAACAAUUUUACGAAGAGGCAGCCAUUUUAUAUAAAGAGAUAAACACUUUAAUAGCAAAUGGUGACAAAACAUCGUUGAGGAAAGCAGUCACAGAGAAUAUGUAUUCUGCAUUGAAGAAUGAAAUCAAACUCAGAGAAUCUAAAUGGAGCAAAGUUUACUGGGAAAUGAUUGUUCCAGUUGUCAAAGUCCGCACAUUACGAGCUAGACUGAUUGGUGUUGAUCGAAGCGACCUUGAAAAGGUUUUCGUACAGCUUACCCUUGAGAUUCUUGCCAAACAGAAGUUUGAAGCAUAUAAUUCUGAAGGAGCUGUCGUUGCUGGAGAUAAAUCUAAGGAGGUGCUUGUACGUGACAUCUGGGUAUUUGAGAAAUCUCUUUUUCACGAGGGAGCUUUUUGGCGUCUCUGUGGGAGAAUUCCAACCUAAUAUCAUCUUCUUCAACCUCAAAUCCCUCUUUACCCAAUUUUGUAGAUCCACAGGUUGUUUCCUUCAUGAUUUUGUUAUUAUUUUAUCAUAUACGAUUCAGGUGUCCUAAAUUAUGCCAUCAAUAGGCGAGAGAUUCCUAUGAUUCUUAGUUUUAAUGAUUCUUGACUUCCUUGUUCAAGCCGUCUCUAGAGAUGAUCGUGACAGUGAUUAUUCAAAUACAUGUUUUACUGCUUUCUCAGGUGUACUUUCACUAGGAAAAUCCCUUACCCUGAAAACCAUUUUAAGAACAUUUAUAGUUGUUUGUUUUGUUA
Cucumis melo (muskmelon) is the source of this 1316-nucleotide messenger RNA. RefSeq lists its product as uncharacterized. Gene Ontology annotation, cellular component: mitochondrion. The coding region runs from base 97 to 1005 and encodes 302 amino acids. The transcript has 12 exons. The record is from RefSeq and is a predicted model, not a curated record. Lineage: Eukaryota; Viridiplantae; Streptophyta; Magnoliopsida; Cucurbitales; Cucurbitaceae.